Messenger RNA from Gracilinanus agilis (Agile Gracile Mouse Opossum), 3090 nucleotides. RefSeq names its product endoplasmic reticulum to nucleus signaling 2 (gene ERN2). Lineage: Eukaryota; Metazoa; Chordata; Mammalia; Didelphimorphia; Didelphidae. Gene Ontology annotation, biological process: IRE1-mediated unfolded protein response; intrinsic apoptotic signaling pathway in response to endoplasmic reticulum stress; protein phosphorylation. Gene Ontology annotation, cellular component: IRE1-TRAF2-ASK1 complex. Gene Ontology annotation, molecular function: ATP binding; protein serine/threonine kinase activity; RNA endonuclease activity. The record is from RefSeq and is a predicted model, not a curated record.
AUGGAGGGGGCUGGCUUCCUGCUCCGUCUCCUGGCGCUGCUCUGGCCGUACCUGCCGCAGGGGAAGACAGGAAGCACCCCUGAAAGCCUGCUCUUCAUAUCCACUCUGGAUGGGAGCCUGCAUGCUGUUAGCAAGAAGACCGGUGACAUCCAAUGGACCCUGAAGGAUGAUCCCAUCAUCCAGGGUCCUGUGUAUGCCACAGAACCAGCCUUCCUCCCUGAUCCUAGUGAUGGCAGUUUGUACAUCUUAGGAGAGGAGAGCAAGCAGGGCCUCAUGAAACUCCCAUUCACCAUCCCAGAGCUGGUCCACGCGUCCCCCUGCCGCAGCUCGGAUGGUGUCCUCUACACAGGAAGGAAGCAAGAUACAUGGUUCAUGGUGGACCCCAAGUCAGGCAAGAAACAGACGAUGCUGUCCACAGAGGCGUGGGAUGGGCUCUACCCCUCAGCCCCUCUUCUAUACAUUGGCCGCACACAGUAUACGGUCACCAUGUAUGACCCCAGGUCCCAGGCCCUUCGAUGGAACACCACCUACAGAGGCUACUCUGCGCCCCUCCUUGACCACUUGCCUGGCUACCAGGUGGGCCAUUUCACAUGCAGUGGGGAGGGCCUGGUGGUUACCGUGGACAAGCCCAGCGGAGCCGUUCUGUGGACUCGAGACUAUGGCUCACCCGUGGCAGGUAUUUAUGCCUGGCACCAAGACAGUCUACACCGGCUUCCCCACCUCACCAUGGCUCUAGACACCCUGCGCUUCCUCACCCUUCGCUCCAACCAUAUCCGCCUGAGGCGCUGGACCCAGCCCCCCAGUGUGGCAAGCAGAGACUUCUCUACGCCUGAGACCCAGUUACUGCUGACACUGUACGUGGGGAAGCAUGCGGCCAGUUUCUAUGCCUCCAGUGCGCUGGUCCACGCUGGUGUGGCACUGGUGCCCCGAGGAGUGACCCUCGCCCCGGUGGACGGACCCACCACGGAGGAGGUGACUUUAAGCGACUCGGGAGAGCGUGGGGUCACCCCCAGCACAGCUGUCAGAUACCCUCCUGGCAGUAUAACUGCUCUCCACAGUUCAUGGCUCCUCAUUGGUCACCAUGAACUUCCACCCCUCCUCCACACCACCAUGCUGAGGGUCUUCCCUACCUUGGGGUCCAGGACUGUGGCUAGGACCAGCCUCCCAGAAGGCGCCCCAGCUGGCACCCUCUUCCAAGAGCUUCUUAGCCUGAGCCAGGAGGUAGCAUGGGGUCCGGAAAGGCUUCCAGGGCCCCAGCCUGAGGAGGAACCCCAAGAUCUGUACCCAGGGUCUGGGACUGGAGACCUGGUGGUGGCCAGCCUCACCACCCUCCUGCUCGGCGGCUGGAUCAUCUUCCUGCUAUGUCAACGCAGGCAAGAGAAGCGUCUUGGUCCGCUGGGGAUUGCAAACCCCUGUCCUGCCCAGGACCCUCUCCCCCUGGGGGCAGCCCAGAGCAACCAAGGGGGCUCCUGGAGAUCCACCAGCAGCUCUCCCUCCCCCAGGGGCCCCUCAGACCCCACUAGCAGGGUCCAUCCCACCCAGAGCAUCCUCGAGCCUGGAGACACCGAGGCUCUCCCUAGGGGGAAGGCAGGACAAAGCGAGAGGUACAGAGGAACAGGAAGGAAAAAGCGGGCAGAGCGGUUGCUGCUGUGACAUUGGGUCACUCUGGAACACUUCAAUCUCACGGUUUCCCCAGCGGGAGCGCGCAGUGGCUCGCACUGCCACCAGGGGGCGGUGCUGCCUGAUGUCCAGGAUGGCCUCUGUCUCCGCAACCAGCAGCGUCAGCCGGCCGCGCCUCAUGUAGCAACCCCGGAUGACGAACUCACCGUGGUGGGAAAGAUCUCCUUCAACACGAAGGAUGUCCUGGGCCGGGGGACGGGUGGCACGUUCGUGUUCAGGGGCCAGUUCGAGGGGCGUGCGGUAGCUGUGAAGCGGCUGCUCCGGGAGUGUUUCAGCCUGGUGCAGCGGGAGGUGCAGCUACUCCAGGAGUCCGACGCCCACCCCGGAGUCCUGCGUUAUUUCUGCACGGAGCGGGGACCCCAGUUCCACUACAUUGCUUUGGAGCUGUGCGAGGCCACCCUGAAAGAGUAUGUUGAAAAUCCUGCCCUGGAUCGCUUGGGCCUUGAGCCAGUGACCCUGUUAUACCAGCUGAUGUCGGGCUUGGUCCAUUUACACUCUCUGAACAUAGUCCACCGAGACCUGAAGCCCUGUAAUAUCCUCAUCACUGGGCCCGACAGCCAGGGCCGGCGCCGAGCUGUCCUCUCUGACUUUGGCCUCUGCAAGAAACUGCCAGCUGGACGGCACACCUUCAGUCUCUGCUCUGGCAUCCCAGGCACUGAGGGCUGGAUUGCCCCAGAGCUCCUGCAGGACGAACCCCCAGAAAGCCCUACCUGCGCCGUGGACAUCUUCUCAGCAGGCUUGGUGUUUUACUACGUUCUCUCAAGCGGGGGGCACCCAUUUGGGGACAGCCUUCACCGGCAGGCCAACAUCCUUGCUGGGGCCUCUCACAUGGACCACUUUGAAGAGGAGACCCACGAAAAGAUAAUUGCUAAAGAAUUGGUGGAGGCUAUGUUGAGUUCUCAGCCCCAGCUUCGGCCUUCAGCCCAGUUUGUGCUGGCCCAUCCCUUCUUUUGGAGCCGAGCCAAGGAACUUCAGUUCUUCCAGGACGUCAGUGACCGAGUGGAGAAGGAGGCCUCGGAAGGACCUUUGGUGACGGCUCUGGAAGCCGGAGGCAGGAUCGUGGUCAGACAGAACUGGCACAGCUGCAUCUCUGGACCACUGCAGUCAGACCUGAGAAAGUUCCGAUCAUACAAAGGGACAUCCGUUCGUGAUCUUCUCCGGGCCAUGAGAAACAAGAGGCAUCACUACCAGGAGCUGCCUGCGGAGGUGAGGCAGGCGCUUGGCCAGGUGCCUGAGGAGUUUGUCCAGUACUUUACCUCCCGCUUCCCUCGGCUGCUCCUGCACACACACAAGGCCAUGAGCAGCUGCGCAUCCGAGAGCCUUUUCCAGCCCUACUACAAAACAGAGGGCCCGGGGGGUGAAAAAGAAAAGGCCCCGGCCUGCAGAGGAAGUGGCCGACAGAGGCCCUGA